This is a messenger RNA of Lineus longissimus, 5125 nucleotides long. RefSeq names its product carboxyl-terminal PDZ ligand of neuronal nitric oxide synthase protein-like. NCBI's taxonomy places the organism in Eukaryota, Metazoa, Nemertea, Pilidiophora, Heteronemertea, Lineidae. Gene Ontology annotation, molecular function: nitric-oxide synthase binding. Bases 908 to 3232 code for a protein of 774 amino acids. The record is from RefSeq and is a predicted model, not a curated record. The transcript has 15 exons.
GGCUACACCCGAGACGGGAAUUUCAGUGGACCAUUUUCAGUUUAGGGAGUGAUUCAUAGAUGGCGAAUUAGCGUAAAUUGAAUUAAAUCACGUGACUUCGCCGGAAGUAUACAACUAUCGCAAAACUUGGUCAUUGGAACUCUUUCACAUUGUCUUCCCUAUUUAUUCACUGAUCAUGUCAUAAUCAGAGGAAAAUUUCGCAAAUUAUCUGCGGAUUUCGAUAGAUUGAAGCAAGUUCUUUCCGUCGAUAUUAUUUGUUUGGUCAAAUAUUGCCGUAGGUUUAUUUUAGUGAGGGGGUUUCCCCGUUAUAGUUUUCGAGGACAGGAUGUUCUGUGCAAAAUACACUGCCUACACACGUGCAUGAUUUGAACAUGACUUGUUUACACAUGUUACAUUUGCCUAACCUCGCACUGCACUUUCACCGUAAGUGUGAAGAGGUGGUUUAGGUCUCAAUUCGUGAAUAAAAAAAGGAUUUUGACGUCGGUGAAAGACCAGGCCAUGUCAAUCGAGACUGAUGAGAGAGGAGAGUAUAGAUAGUCUCGAGCCCAGAUAUGAGAUAGGCCUAUUGGCAUUGCUAUUCAUAAUUCAUUUGUAAAUGCAGAUGAUAAAAAGGUCCAACCGUAUCCCGACAGCAGACAGUGCUGCUAACUCGGUGACUGUGUCGAUGUUAUGACAGAAAAAAAUAAAAACUGACUUCUGAUAAGCUUUCGGAAAUAACACUGUCAAGUUCCAAUACUGUUUCAUGUUUAGACUGCUCCCUCUCUCUACUGCCACAGCUCUAAAACAACUUUCCCUCCAGAGUGGUUCUGUUGCUUCAAUUCAAUGGAUUAUCUUUGCGUUAUCAGCAAAAAAAACACCAGGACAAUCUAGCCUAUCUCAACUAGUCAACCCAAUGACAGUGUGAACCAUGCCGUCGAAGAAGCAAUACGAUUUAGUGUCGGACGAUGGCUACGACAGUCGGAUACCCUUACACAAUGAAGAAGCAUUUCAACAUGGAAUAUCUUUUCAAUCCAAGUACAUCGGAACGCUGGAUGUACCUCGUCCGAGCAGCCGCGUUGAGAUUGUUGCCGCCAUGAGGAGAAUUAGGUACGAGUUCAAAGCCAAAGCGAUAAAGAAGAAGAAAGUGUUAAUCACAAUAUCAACCGAAGGUGCUAAAGUUACAUUACGAAAAAAGAAAAAGCUUCGAGACUGGACGAUAUUCAGCCAAACAUCAGCUCCAGACAUAGACCAUGAUAAAAACCAGUGGCCAUGGGAUGAGAACCGGUUGAUGGUAAUGCACCAUGCUAUUUAUAGAAUCUUCUAUGUUUCUCACGACUCACAAGAUCUGAAGAUAUUCAGCUACAUCGCCAGAGAUGGUACCACCAAUGUAUUCAAGUGCAAUGUUUUCAAGGCUUAUAAAAAGAGCACUGCCAUGCGAAUUGUCCGAACUAUCGGUCAAGCAUUCGAGGUCUGUCAUAAGCUUAGUAUGCAAUACGCCCCAAAGGCAGAGCCUGAAGGAGAGGAGAACCACCAAGAGGAACAGGAAAGGAGAGGCAGCAAAAUCUCACCAGAUAGUAACUAUGAGUCCGAACCAGCUGGGGGCGAUGAUGCCUCAACCAACCCAGCCGAGGAAGCAUUCAAACAGGCCCAGGCGAUGCUUUCUCAGGCAACGCAGGGGAUGAAAUCUCCACCGCCCAGAGUCCCCCUCGGAGUUGAGAGUUUAAUAGCUAUGGUGCAGAGUACCCCUAAACCAGAAUACAAGACAUUUACCAUGGAAGCGUACUGUCAUCCUAACAUUCGCCCCGAGACCCCUAUUGAGAAUGAUUAUGAUUACGACACACGUUAUGAGCCUGUAGGCGGCACCAUCAGUUCACCACUGGGCUCGCCGCACCUGGUCGGAGACAUCAUGCCAACUAACACCACAGCGCCUCUCAGUACGCACCACCAGAUGCAGUUGCUACGGCAACAGUUGGAACAACAACAGCAGCAGACGCAGGUGUCGAUAGCGCAGGUCCAUCUUUUGAAGGAUCAGCUGGCUGCGGAGACUGCGGCAAGAAUUGAGGCACAGGCUCGGACACAUCAGUUACUACUCCAGAACCGAGAACUUCUUGAGCACAUCAACAACCUCGUGGGCCGAUUACAAGAUCUUGAACUCAAGGUCAAUGGCGUUGUACCUUCUGCUGAUAUGCUUAUCAAGAUACCCCCACAGCAGGAGGAAGGUGCGACAGCCGAUGUUGUCAAAGAUGGACACACCACGAUUUCGCGUGUUUAUACAAAUAAACACCGACGUUCCAAACUGCUGCCAUAUUUGGAGGAACUAAAGGAGGUCCUGCAACGUCUUAGACAGAUACCAGUCCUUCCUGAUCCAACCACGCCCCAGUCCGGGCCCGUCAUCAUGCCAGAGUACCGCGACAUCGAAGCCUCGAAUAUGACUGCCAUACCUGAACAGACCAUGUUCGAGAACUCAAACAUCAAAGCUGAAACUACGGACUCUCCCGACAGUGGUCACAAGGAAAUGUCGUCUGAUAGUUUGUCGCUUAGCUGUAAUAAUCACCAAGACAACGGAAAUACGAUAAGGAAUCAAGAUUUCGGUCCAUGGCAUCGGAUGUCCAACGGACACGAAUUCAUACUCGAUAAUAAUAAUCCAUUCUCGAUGGCACCUGUUCCACGGGCGGCAGAAACCCGCCGAGAUUCCCCGCGGAAGGAUCGGUUCAAGGUUAUAACACCGAUACCACAGCAAGAUGCGAGUGGUAACCGUUUGGACUUGACUGUUACGCCAAGAUUGGAUCCGCCGCCCAAAUUUAAACGCGAGCGCAGUACAUCACGAUCACCAAAAACGACUGGUGGCAAUGUUUCUGAUACGAACUACCGUAAUUCAUACCAAUCGACAAGCAGCCAGGAAAGUCAAGGUCCAUUUUACCGUUGUAAAGUGCCGGUCCAGAGAUCGGACUCGCAUCCUGGUGAUCGUGGUGAACAUGAGAGAAUUGUCCGUAACCAUAGCAAUAAUACCACUGGCAGUACGUCAUCUUCAAGCUCCGGUAGCACGUCUCGUACGAUAAACAAUCUCAGCCAUAGCUCGAAUAAAAGUAACCAGUUCAUCAUGCCGCAGACAGACACUUUAAAAGCGAAAUUACGCAUCAGUUUUUCAGAUGAUGAAAAUGGCAAUACGAGUACGGAAGAUAACAGUAUCGCUCAGGAGCAGCAGCGAAGAUCUGGGUCGUAUCUCGAUGAGUUAUCAGCUUCUAGCAGCUAAUAUUUUAAGAUCUGAGCUUGGGUGGGAUAUGUUUUCAGCAUAGGUGGGAAAAUUAUGUUGUGUGUGUCUGUCGAGAGAAAAAUAUGGUGACUGGACGGGUGUUCAUGUCACGUCAAGCUGCCACAAUUCAUGAGCAGAUAGAAUCAAUUUUGGCAAAGGAAUCUCACAGCACAGCGACUACUCAAUUCAUCUUGGCUUUGUUGAAUUAAAUCAUAAUGUCAAGCUGAAGUGUGAAUACUCAACCAGCAGAGAUGCCGUCAAAUUGAAAAUCUGAUUUAUCUUUUAAGAAUAAGUCGACUGCAUUUAAAAUCAAUCAAAAUACAGCUGUAAGACGCUAGCAAGAUAAAUCACAUGUGACAAAAUUUUCCAAAAUUUGGUACCAUUUUAAUUGAUCGGGUCUGUGGAGUUUAACUUACGUGUGUGGCUUGAUUCAGACGAGUUUUAAAAUUUUUCAAUUGAAGUUCCCAUUUGUAUAUAUCUGAUUUACCACUGCAUGCCAAACUUUUCUCAUAGUUAUUUGAAGGUCUACCACAGUUGAGUUACUGGUAAUUGUUUAAAGAAGAACUUGGAUUUGAUAGGCCUACUUGCUCGUUAAAAAAUACUCUGGGCCAAAUGACAGAACAUGAAUGUAAAGUUUAUGGGAUAUCAUUUACUACCAUGUUAUACUCAAAAAUAUGCUUAAUAAGGUAUUUAGGUCAGAGGAGGAGGAUCGAGGAGGUGGGGGGUCAAGAAUUUGGCAAGGCAUUUGCUUUUGCCUCUCUUAUUGUUUUUCCAGUACGUUUUUAUACCAUUUGAGUACUGGGAGGACAACAUUUUCCAGUCCCAGGGGGUGUCCUUAAAGAAGAGGUUGUACUGUAGGCCUGUAUAUAAUAAUUGUUUUAUAUGAUUGUAGAAUGUGUUAAAAGACGACUUUCCUAUUUGAUAAGGAAAAGUAAUAAUUGUUGGGAAAAUGAAUUAAUAAUUAGUGGUAUGCACCUGUCAAUCACAUUGUUUCCUUCCCUGGUGCAUAUAGCUGUGGACUCCGGGGAUUUUUUAAUGUACAGUUCAUUAGUGCCCACUAAGAACGAGCUUUUUCAUUAACACUUUGUGCCAUGAGUGGUGAUCUCAAUAUUUGCAUGCCAUAUAUCUAUUAUAUAUUACCCUGCCUUACAUUUUCUUCUCCCAUAAGCCUUUUUAUAUAAUUAGAAGUGAAUGCAUGGGCUGGCCAAAGUAAGCAUUUAGUGGUAUCAUAAUGAUUUUAUAACAAAUAAAAUAUUCUAUUAAAAAUCAUGUCAAAAUUGUUCCAUAGAUUUUAUGGAUGGUUUUAACCCAUUUGAUGGGCCAGAUUAUAAAAAAACAUGAUCAUGAAUGCUACUAUUAAGUAUCUUUUAUUUGUAGUAUUUGGACCAUCAAAUUUAAUAUGAAUUUUUGUUAACUGAUGAUGUUUACAUUAUAUGUGUAUUUCUUGUUUUCAGUCAGUCAAAAUGUCAACAAAACUAUGUUUAAAAGAUAACUUGAUAAUGGAGCUAGAGGUCCUUGUUGGUAGCCUCAAGGUGACCAACAUGCACAGUAUAUUUUAUAGGGAGAUAUAAGUCUGGUUUGACUGAUGAAAAUAUCACUUAUGCCACCUUGACGAGUACCGAUGUAUACUGUGGGAUGGUAGACGCCUAUGGACAACUUCAUGAAAUUCAAUGUAGCCCAUCUGCCUCCUGCUUAAAUAUUCCCCUUCAACACUUUUAGUGCCAUCUGACAUAGAUGGACGUCUCCAAAAUACCCCUCGUCCUGGCAGGUAUCUCGCUCCAAAGGCGUCAAUAUGAGAACAACAUGAAUAUUAUCUUCAGGGAAAGUUAAGAACUGAAGUUAUUCAUCUGUUAAAACCCAUAGUGAAGUGGUUCUGACCUAGGGAAUUUUUUG